Porites evermanni is the source of this 10505-nucleotide messenger RNA. Lineage: Eukaryota; Metazoa; Cnidaria; Anthozoa; Scleractinia; Poritidae. The record is from the annotation of a GenBank genome assembly.
AUGUCCUUUAAUACUAGGUAUAAGGAUUUAAUAUCUAGAAAACCACCGUCGAUUGGUCACGGUGACAACAACGUUCUUCCUGUGAAUGGACAGAGACCUGCAUCUUAUAUGACCCGGAACUAUGAAAGAACCAACGACGAAACGAAUCAUCCUGAGGUAUCUACAACACACCAGUCACUUUCCAGUAAUGUCCAGGGUUCGAGUGGAAUUAAAAUUUCACAAAUGGUAGAAGGGCAUCGAGCUGAAGACAAGGUUGAAGAGGCAGGUACGUUCAAAGAAGUCUAGUAACAAAACUGAGGCCAUCCUCACUUUCACUUCAGACUAUGCGAGGCAGUUUCUGUUUCAAAUGUAACUGUUCCUUUUAGAACCAGAUGAUAUUUCCAAAACGUUGAUGCCAGGUUCCAGGAAUAGUAUUGCCCCAUCUCCGAUGCCAGGCUCUAAGAGGUCAGCACUGCCAGUAAGGCUAAAUUCUCCAAUGGCUGCCGCAGCUGUAGCUGAUGUGCAAGGUGCUGUGGUAGAGAAAGGGGUUGAAGUCAUGGGUAAAAUGGUUGAUAAACAAUUACAGAUAAUUGAUGAAGCACAACAGAAGGCAGAAGAUUUCUUAAAGAAAGAGGUGGGUAGUUGUUAUCCCAGCAUAAUUGAAAUAUAUUUUGGACUUAAGUUGUAGAGGUUGGUCCCUCGCUGAAUUUGAUUCUUCGUAUGACAAGCAUGAUCGCAGCUAGUGGACAGAUCUUAUCCUUGAACCUGGGCCUCCAAAUGGUGAUUCCAACGCAGUGUCCACUUAGCACAAAAGAGAUUCUCUCUUGCUUAGCAAUACUUCUCUGCUACUAUUUGAGUUAGAUAUCCUGUUCUUCGCUAUAUUACACUUCUGGCAUUCGUUACCAACUACCACCUUGGUUGUAGAGUGCAUUUUUCAGUAAUUUUGUCGUGGUAGAGUGAUUCAGUGUUUAUCUCGAUNGUGCUGUGGUAGAGAAAGGGGUUGAAGUCAUGGGUAAAAUGGUUGAUAAACAAUUACAGAUAAUUGAUGAAGCACAACAGAAGGCAGAAGAUUUCUUAAAGAAAGAGGUGGGUAGUUGUUAUCCCAGCAUAAUUGAAAUAUAUUUUGGACUUAAGUUGUAGAGGUUGGUCCCUCGCUGAAUUUGAUUCUUCGUAUGACAAGCAUGAUCGCAGCUAGUGGACAGAUCUUAUCCUUGAACCUGGGCCUCCAAAUGGUGAUUCCAACGCAGUGUCCACUUAGCACAAAAGAGAUUCUCUCUUGCUUAGCAAUACUUCUCUGCUACUAUUUGAGUUAGAUAUCCUGUUCUUCGCUAUAUUACACUUCUGGCAUUCGUUACCAACUACCACCUUGGUUGUAGAGUGCAUUUUUCUGUAAUUUUGUCGUGGUAGAGUGAUUCAGUGUUUAUCUCGAUUAUAGAUUAAGCUGGAUAUUAUACCUGAGAAAGGCUGGAAAUCAGAAGAUAUGUUUGUACCCGCGGGAUUUCACAUGGAUGCAUCAAUAAAAGAUGACGCUGGGUCCCCAGCAGAACCUGAACCAGCAGCAUUUAACUACCCAGCAGGUCUCGGGAACGUCUUAAUGAAUGGAUGCUAUGGGACUGGGUACAAGGAAGGAGAUCCUUGCUAUGUGGCAAAGUGGACUUUAGACGCCUGUUUGGUAUGAACGCUAUGCAGCGGAGCUAUAAACCUUUGACUUUAUCUUAUUCAGUGAAAAAAUAACACUGUUUUUGAAUACAAAAAUACGGGGAUGUGUUUUUGAUCAACGAAGUGAAAAAUCUAAAAUAAGGAAUUCAAAAUGAGUGGGACCAGCUCACUCGCUGGGGCUUCAUCAGAAACUACUUAAGUUGUGUUUAUAAACGCGAUUCUCUGUCGUCUAUUAAGAAGUUGUCCUGCAGUUUUCAGGUUUAAAUGGACUAUGUCACGAGGACAUUGCUAUAGUGAUGGCAUUACGAAGAUCACAAACAAGUUUCAUCAUGAAGAACCUACUAUACUGUUUUUUUUGUUGAUUUUUGCAGGUAUAGCUUAAAACCUGAAAGAGGUUGACCUAACUUUUUCAAGUUACAAUCAAUGUAUAUCCUUGCUAUAAAAGACGACAAGAGACAGUUUCAAUGUCUAAAUAUAGUCUUAAAUAACCAAACUCGAACGUUUUUUUGGAAUUAAAAUGAUGAGAAGUCAAGUUUUAGCUUUUUAACAAGACACCAAAUAGCGUGACGUGGCCCCUUUAAACAUACAAAUUUUGCAUUUUCCUUUUAGUUAUAGCUGUCUGAAGCGAGCACCGAGCUCCCAGUUGGCAUGUUACCUCGGCUGGUUAGAGCACUGCACCCGUAUCGCAGGGUAUUGGUAUCUAAUGAAAUAAGAGGCUUUUAAGAGGUGCGAAAAUUGGCUUGUUUGCUUAAACGGUAGACCGCUGCACCAAUUUUUUAGAGGCCGCGGGCUCGAAUCCGUACAAACCUGAAUCGUUUCAGGCUUUCUUUUUUGACGAACUGCAAAAGUAGCAUGUAUACCUGCGAUGAUCUUCCUUUAUUUAAUUCUAACACAAUCCGGCCGUGAAACCAAAUAAGAGUCGCGUAGGUAUGAAUUACUAGCUAAUAUUCCCUUUUCCGACAGAACAUGAUUGAUGGUGCAGCCUUCAUGGGAGUGGGUUUUGACGGGCGUGGUGAGUACAGCCCUGAAUCAAGGAAAAUGAGCCUCGUACAACGGAGUUGCGCUGGAAAAGCAACGUAAGAAUUCUCUAAUUUUUAUGCACCGCUUAACGUUCCGCUGUACAUUUGUACUGCUACGGUGGUGCUUUCAUUGUUUUUGGUACAAAUGAAACAGCAAAAUCCUCAGUUUGUUGUUAGUUACCCCAAAAAGAGUUAUCGCUGUUACACAAUACAUUGAGCCAUAUAUGAAAAAGAACAGCUGCCAGACAACAAUAAUAAAACUAGCAGAGGACUGGAAAAGGUCACUGCAUGACCAAAAGGUACUCGGGGUUUCAACAACUGACUUAUCAAAAGCCUUCGAUUCACUACAACUGUACUACACCCGCUGCUAUUAUUGACGAAGCCGAGCGCAUAUGGUUUCACCGAAGAAGAUAUCGGACUGUUAAGAUCGUACUUCUCAGAAUGGGGUUAGAAUUGGAACUGAGACUUCUAGCGAAUGGAAAGAAAUGUUUAGAGAAUGCCUCCAAGGCUCAAAUUUUUGGCCUCCCUCACUGAAUGUUUUCCAAAACGACCUGCUCUACAACAAUGGCAAAAGCAGCAUCAAGAUGUACGCAGAUGACCAUGAAAAGUAUGUUACCAGAGGAAAGACGACGAUCAAAGUCCUCGACAAAUAUGCAGAAAGUGGCCCAGAAAUGAAGCUAUUGUGUGUCACUUUUAAUAAGCAUUAGAGGUUUCGUUAGUAGGUUGAGUAUGACCGUCCGGAUGAAAAUAGUCGCGAACAGGAUCCUAUUCAGGACUACGUUCACCCGAACGAUCCUACUCCACCUACCUAUGAAAUAACUCCUCGACAAGUCCUGAUGAGAAUGAAAAAUUUAAUACCAACAUGAGCGAAGCUAAGAAUUUACAAAUCUUUUAUUUUGCGAGAAUUAACUUAUUGUCGGACGGUCUGCCGCGUUUAAAGAAAAUCUGAUAGCAGAAAGAUUGAGAGACUCCAAGAGAGGGCGCUAAGAUCAGUAUGUUGUGAUAAAAGUAGUGCAUACGAUGAAAUUAUUGUAAGGGCUAAACUCCUCUCACUGCUGAACCGUAAACUGCAGGAGAUAGCAAUAACAAUGUAUAAAGUCAAGCAUAAUUUAUGCCCUAGUUAUAUAUUAAAUGUUAUAAGAACAUUUUCAGACUAAUGGGGGAAAUGCAGGGCUUUUUACUGAAAUUCAGAGGAAAAAAUUCAUGUUUCUUGAGAUAUUAGUCUGGAUUCCACUACACACCUGACAGGCUCCAUGUGUACAAAGGCAAAGAGUGAUAUAAUCAAUCUUUGCCUUUUGCUGAUUUUAGGUAUGAUGACUAUGACGUUCCAGACACUAUGAACGUACACGGUAUUUACGACACUAAAGCAAGUAUGGUGACUUUUGAGAGCCGCUCCGAGUUCCAGUCCUUUCUGCAGGCGGAAGCUGGUAUAUCAGGUUCAUAUUUUGGAUUCCACGCAGGCGUAAAAUCGGCAUGGGGCGAGUCAAAAUCAGGUUCAAGUCAAACGUACAUGGCUUUGUUAAGCGUCGACAUUAACAGGUAAAACCAUAAACUCAAGGACGCCAGAGCGAAUCCUUACAUCUCCUCAGAUUUACUUGAGUAAGGCCCGGUCCAUACGUCGUGCUCCUGCCGUAAGUUAAUUCAAUAAUUUAAUUCGACAAAAACACAACAAAACCACGAGGUCUGAAUCAGAUAAGCUUUGAAUUUGGUUCGGCAGAGCAGUGACGUUCGAAAUGGUCUGCCGUGCUACACUACUCUGUUACGGCAGUUAUUCAAACGUCUUCCUCAUGCGCGCCGUGCCAAACGAAAUUCAUAAAUAUAGGAGAUAGGAGAUAUGUUUUGGAAAUGUAUAUUCUUUUUCUGCGUCAAGCGCUGACUUGAUUGAUACUGCGUUCACAAUAAAAACCUAUUUUCGACUCUGGUACGACAUCUUAAUUAAAGUCGCGCUUCUGCCGUGCUUCUGUGUUGAACACAAUAACAAUUGAGUUCGACACGGCAAAAGUACGACGCAUAAACUGGGCCUAAAUUCUUAAAUUUUAGUUUAAAUUUUAAAUUUGUAUCAGGUUAGAGUCAAAUAGAAAAUUAACAAAUCAACAGGCAGCUGGAUUUCCUGAUGAAAUAUUGCGCCUUCUAGCCUUUACAAAAGAAGCCUGCAAUGCACAAAUUCGAAGAAUUUUGAGAAACGCUUUUCGUUUUAAACCAAGUCGUACCCAAAUAACCCUUUAACCGUUUCUGUGACUAACAUUGUGAAUUGCAGAUAUGAAGUGUUUCUGGACGAGGUCAAACCCCAAGACUUAAGUUUGUCAUUUUUAAGAGAGUUCAUGGAGCUACCGACAACUUACUUUGCUGCAGGAGCGCCGCUUAGAUUUCGUAAGUACAUCUUCAGUGGCAUGGGAUACCAACUGAGAAAGGAUCAACUAAAGAUCUGCAUUUCUCUUCAAAUGAUUUUCAUUUAUUUUCUUUACAUGAGUUAUUAUCUUCAAAAUGUGUAAUGAUUAACCCGGUGGUCGACACAUUAGGCAUUUUUAAAGUCUUAUGUGUUCAAACAUAAAUUAAUAUGAUCCAAAUCACAUCCACCCUUCAAACACCAAUAUCAGUAAUCGUACCUCAACACUUUAAGAUAUUUUUCAUGUUAAUUCAUUUCAGAAAGUAUCGAUAACUUUGCAACAGAAAAAGCAGGUUUAUUUGGAGACCGUAUAGUUUUUAAAGUGCAAUAGUUAUAUAGCUCGUCAAGGGUCUUUGUCAUCUUCUUUUUUCUUCAGUUGUAAGCUUAAUCAUGCGCAACAUAAAGAAGCAUUGCUAUCACUUUGAACUAACUGACCAAUGAAACGUCCCACUGAGUCAUGUGUGAACCAAAUAACAGCAGCAUAACUUCCAGAAACAUUGUUUUCACAUUUGAUUUUUGCCAGCUUUCAUUACCAGUCUCUUUUACCAUGGUGUUCUCACAAUAUCGUCAACCUUUAAAGUGCAACAGUUUAAAAAUUGUUGUUCCUUUUGCCUUCCCUAUGCCUUUUGUACAAACCAAAAGGAUGCUGUAGGUAACCAAGUCACGGGGAAAUGGUCAAGUACCUAAAAAUAACUGUUUCUUUUGCCUCCCCUUUUGUUUUCUCCCUUUUGCCUACGAUUAUCACUUUAGCAUGACAUGCAGGAAGUUUUGCACCUAAGUUUUAAAAGUUUCCAUUGAAACCAUCUUGAAGCUUUCAUUGAAACCAUCCUGUGGUUUUGACGUUAUCAGUCGUCUGUGCGCGCGAAAUCGCUUUACAUUUAUUUGAAGGAAUGGCGGAGUAUUAAGUGAAAGUUGAAUACAGCUAUUUCUAGAAAGGUUGUCGGAAAAACUGUGCACGCGCAGGUGCCAUCCUGGCACGCGACAAUCCCGAAAGGUAAUAUGGGAUAUGAUCAAUACACUGUUCCUUACACUGUAGCCGUCGACCCUACUUUUGUUGCUUUCCUUUAGCACUCGCUUACCUAUGUCCAUGGCCCCUCUUGCCAUUCUUUGAUAUCAGUUUCUUUGAAAAAACAGUGAACUAAAAACCACCCACAAUACCUUUCGGGAUUGUCGCGUGCACUUUUUCCGACAACCUUUCUCGAAAUAGCUCUAUACAGGAUAUCAAAAAAUAAAUGAACAGAGGUGGAUCAGCUUUAUGAUUCCAGCUGGGUUGGAGAAUUCCGGCUAUUAUUCCUUUCCGUCUCUAGUGCAAGACAUAACGAGUAGAUGCGUUCACAAGUUUUUAGUCUUGAGACUUCGUUACUUGGACGAUGAAGACAACUGGCUAUAUCUAAAAAACAACGAGGAGCGAGGCUUUCAGGAAUUCGUAUAGCUUUUGCCUUCCGAAUUAUGCCUUUCCAUGGUUGAACGAGCGUAGCACGUACGCGACAACGCAUACUACUACACCGAUAUAAAAAAGCCUUCAGUGACUAAGAUCUGGCGUUAGCUGACGUCAAUAACACAAGGCGUUUCUAAUGGAAACUAGUACCCAACAACACCAAACGUAGGCGCGAAACUUCCCUCAUGUCAUAAUCAACUGAUAAUCGCAGUAAAGGUUGGUGUGGGUAACCAACUCAGGGGAAAUUGUACAGUAUUUUCAUUGAAAGUACAAGUCAGGCUACAAAAACUCAUGUAAGAGGGCAACAUGCAGGAUGUUUUGACAUAUCAGUAGAAAAACUCGAAAGGCACGAUAUAUGUUUUUUUUUCUACCCUGCAGUGGAUUUCAUAUUAAGAUGGGGCACGCAUUACAUUAAGUCAUCCAAGUUUGGAGGCCAGCUUCAAAUUCGCAAGUUCAUGGACGCAAGUGACGUUUCAAGUAAAAAAGAAUUUGCUGUGGAAAUGGAGAUGGAAUACAAAUCGUUAUUUGCUAGUGUAGGCGCAAAGGCGAGCGUUUCAAAAGGAGAAUCUCAAAGAAAACAAUCCAAAACUACGUCAACAACUGUUAUAGCACUUGGUGGAAGUCACGAGGUUGCCUCCAUCCUGUCUGACGCCUACUCACCCACCUUUAAAUCAGAGUUCAAGGAAUGGCUUGUUUCUAUACCCAAAUACCCCAAGCCUUUUCUUUUCCAGAUCGGUUCUAUCACUGAUCUGCUAAACUUUCGAAUGCGAGAUUUGUUUCCUGAAGAAAAAGUCCACUGGGGCUGUGAAGGGAAUGCUGCAAGCCUGAAAACGGAGACAAACGCAAACGGAGAAAUUGUCACUUUUUAUGAGUCUGUUGGCGCAAAUGGUACAACGGUUAAACAUUACUGUUCGUUUGAUAGUAGAAAAGGAUUAGAACAUGCCAUCCGUCAAAGAAGGUUAAGUCUUCAGAAGGCUAUUGAGGUUUACAUGGAAGAGGUAUGAUAUUAAAGAUUCCCUGUUUAACGAACAAUUGGUCAUUUCCGAGUUCCAAAACCUUCUCUUUUUGCAAAAAAUCUCAACAAAGCACGAUAUAACAUGUACGGAAAUCUCCUACCAGUUUUUAGCACUGAAGGUUCCCGUCUUGAGGAGAAAUAAAGCCACCAACUCCAGUACUCCAACCGAUCCAUUUUCAGCUGCAACGAAAACCCUUGUAUAAGGUAAUUUAUUCAAGUUUGAAAGAUUUGCCGUCACAUUCGCAAGGGCAUUUUGCUGUUGGGGAUAAUGAAAAGAAUAAGACGAUUGACAUAUUUCUUCAUCUUUAUCCCCAAGUGGCAAACUUCCCGUGCGAAUGUGAUGUCAAGUCUAAAAACCUUGAAUAAAUUACCAAGUACAAGGGCUUUCAGUGCAGCUGAAAAAUGGACGGUUAGAAGUACUCGAGUUGGUCGCUUUAUUUCUCCUCAAAACGGAAUCCUGCGACGCUAAAAACUUUUUCGUAGAUAAUAUAAUUUGCCUAGUUAAGAUAGUUUUCGAAAAGAGAGGAACAAAAACAAAGUAAGUUUGAUAAACAGCAAUUCUUUUAUCUUGCCCCGCAUUCAGCAUAAAGUUGUUCUUCUUGCAUUGCGAACUGUAUUCGCUGUAUGUUUCUCAUCACUCAGUUUCUUGCAACUGAAGCUUUGGGCAAAAAUACCCUUGCGCAUAGGAGAUAGUCCGCAGGCAGUUUCCCUCUACUCGCGCGUCAACUUUCGCAAAUGUGUUAGCGUUACAUUUUAAGGUUAAAUUUGACCAGCUAUUUGUGUAGCGAAUUCUACAGUCACGAUUUACUUCAAACUUGCAGAUAUAAAAGUAGAGAGCUCUGAGGUUCAUUUGCCGAAGUUAGAGAAAAAUCUGUCCUAGGGUUUCGAAAUUAUUGACAUUUUUUUGUGAAAACGAGAUUUUAAACGUUUGUCGAUAUCGCAAACGUUUUUAUACCCACAAGAAAAUAAAUUAACAUUUUAAAAUUAAGGAUACCAAAAAUCAUGGAAAUCAGUUAAAUCAUUCCUGCCGAAAAACGCGAUUCAAAAACAUAACCAACGCGCAUAUAAAUAGGUUCGGGCCACUUUAAAACACUAGAAAAAUGUUAAGAAUAAAAAUCAAUGGAAAUAUUUCUUGAAUAAAAAUUUUUUAAGUUUUGUUUUAAAUGUAGCAACACUUUCUGCAUUUUUGGCACAUUCUAGGAUGGUGUUUCAUAACUGAGGUGCUGCAGUGGAAAACGCGUGUCCUCCAUAUGUUUUGAAUUUUAUGGCUGGGGUGCAUAACAGCGAACAGGAUGAUGAUCGUAGUGCUCUUGAUGGAUGAUAUUCCUUAAUGAGAGGUUCUAAAAAACCAGCAGAUUGUCGAUUCAAGAUUUUAUAUGUGAUAAAAAGAAUCUUUAAGUUAACCCUUGCUUCCAAAAGUAGCCAGUGUAGGCUCUUUAACAUAGGUGUUAUAUGGUCAGAACUGCAGGCUCCUGUUAUCAUUCGAGCUGCGGACAACAGCGUAGUCAUGAUUUAAUUAUGAUACGAAAAUAUUCAUUCCUUGUCUUUUUGCGUUAUUUUUAUGGAACUUUUUGCGUUCUAUUCCAGGGUCCUAACUCCAUUUCAGAUUUUUACCUGCCGGCAUGCACGGCACCUUCUAGUGACCUGAUUGUUCAAGACAGCCUAAAAAGACAAACCACUAAGUCUGUGCCACCUUGGCAAAAAAUAGCAAGUGGUCAGGAAGGGUUUCGUGUUAUCUUUGACAUGGAAAAAGACAUAAUUGGCGCUGAAAACAAUAACAUUCCUGCGAACAUGAGUCGCAUUAUCAAAUAUACUGAUGGAAAAUGGAUGACAGCGAAACAAGAUGGCUCUUUCCACUUGUACAAUGCCUUUAAUAACGGAGACAGUGGUGAUGUAAAGAAACACAAGUUGUCUGUAUUUGGUUUGAUUCUCUCGUAUAAUCAGAACAGCGGAGGUUUAGACUUACUUCCACCAGAUUUUGAAGCUUGCAAGAGUUUUUUCCCAAAUAUUUCGCCCUUGUUGGUGGGAAAAACUCUUGCAAAAGUCGUUCCAGAAGCGGAUGUUGCCACUAAAAUGCCAAGUAAAAGAACACUGACAAAAGAGCCGUGUAAUGUGAAAUGGUCAAAUGCUCUACGUUUUGAUCCUACAGACAAGAAAGGAAAAUGUAUUCAUUUUACUGCGACAACCGAAGGAAGCUUGUUCGUGGUGUUUUCUACAGUCCCCAAGAAUAAGAACUCAACCAUGAUACAACUUUAUCGGGGACUCUAUUAUCGACACAUGUUCCAUUGCUUUGGUUGUAUCUUAAACUAUCCAAAUUUGUAUUAACUCCCAUCUUCGUCUAUUUCCCAUUGGAAAAAUCAUAAUAAACCAACAAUUCAGUUAAAACCUGGUAUCACUUACAUAUUCUUGUCCCCUUCCCCAAGUAAAUACAUUGAAAUCAGUUUUGAAAAGUUAGUACACAUUGUAAUUCUCGCCCCUAUUUUGAGUUUUGAUGAGGUCAUUACAGUAUUUUGUCUUUUGGUUACGUGAAUGCCAUGCAGAUUAAGUUUGACUUCCGCUUUUUCGUACUUUGCUCUUUUAAUCUAAUUUAUAUCAACUUGAAUUCUUUUAGUUAAGUUAUGCUUUUCCGUGUAUUCUUUAAAGGGAAACCACCUGAAAACUUCAACUACCGAUCCAAACGCAGUAGCUCUUGGCGACCCAAACUUAAUGCAGUCUUUCUUCGUUUGCAUCACUGAAACAGAAUCGACGUCUCUUAUUGAAUACGGUAAGACACUGGGAACUACCGAGAGUGGUGAAAUUUAUUUAAACAUGCUGGAUACAAGUGAUCGCUUAAACACGCGGUUUUACGCCUUCGGAAACGGUGACAAACAGGUUGAUGUGAUAGACGCUCGGGUUGUGUCACGUGACAUGACCCUGGCAGACUGCAAAGGGGAUACAUUUAUGGACCUGGAAACGAAGCUGUGUGUGCAGAAAUGUCACGAAGAUUGUGAUCCACUGUAUGGUAAGUAA